AUGGAACGCGACGACCUCGCAGAAGUGGACAAGCUCCACUACCUCAAAGGAGCAGUCACAGGCAACGUAGCCCACGUUAUUGAGCACCUACCCUCUACAAACGAGGCCUUCCAAAAGGCUUGGAAGCUCCUCGAUGAGCGGUUUGAGAAUAAGCGGCUCAAUGUCCAGUCCUACAUGGACCGGAUUUCUGAUCUGAAGCCGAUGAAACAGCGACGGGCUAGUUCGCUGAUUAAGAUGACUAAUAUCAUCGGCGAAACGCAGGAAGCUUUGACCACGUUCGGGCUCAAUGAUCCACACUCCUGCUUCCUGCUAAAUCACCUCGUCAGGCUGCUCGAUUCGGACACGCGAAAAGGCUGGGAGUCCUCUCUGAGUACGCAGACGGACUAUCCGACGAUGUCGCAGCUGACGACAUUCUUGCUGGGACGCGCCAGAACACUGGAACAGCUGGAGCGGGUAGCCGAAUCAAAGACGACGCAGAACACGCAGACCACGUCAGGACGCCCCGCCAGUCGCGACAUCCGGCUGGUGCAGCAGAGAGCCGCCGUCCACGCAGCCGCCGCAGCGCAGUCCACGACAACGACGACUCCAUCGUCAUCAGCUCGCCCACGCACGUCAGCGUUAUAUCCUUGUGCGCUCUGCGCCAAGGACCAUUUCUUGUCCGCAUGCCCUGCAUUCAGGGACAAGACCGUGGACGAACGCAUCAGCGUUGUGAAGGCCCAACAACUCUGUGUGAAUUGCUUGGGCCACCACAAUCUUAGAAGCUGCCGUACACCACAACGGUGCAAGCUCUGUAAUGAGCAGCACCACACAGCACUUCAUGGUGGCAAUCUCAUCAGAGUGUUGGUGCCAUUCCCGCCGACCACGCAGCCCGCGACCACCUCCACGUCUUCGCAGCCCACGGCGAGAACAUCUCAGACCACGCAAACGUAA
Messenger RNA from Osmia bicornis bicornis, 930 nucleotides. RefSeq lists its product as uncharacterized. The transcript has a single exon. The coding region runs from base 1 to 930 and encodes 309 amino acids. The record is from RefSeq and is a predicted model, not a curated record. Lineage: Eukaryota; Metazoa; Arthropoda; Insecta; Hymenoptera; Megachilidae.